Molecule: messenger RNA, 3248 nt
Organism: Pseudophryne corroboree (corroboree frog)
Lineage: Eukaryota; Metazoa; Chordata; Amphibia; Anura; Myobatrachidae
Product: protein huluwa-like
Exons: 3
Coding region: 540-1550 (336 amino acids)
Source: RefSeq, a predicted model, not a curated record
AGUUAUGCCCUCUUCACGGACUGACCGCACUCACUAUAAAACCAAGCAUUUGGAAACCCCCCUCUGGGAAUUCUGCAUUUGCCCCUGGGGUCUGUCACUUCCUAACAAAUACACAUAUAAAAUUAAAUAUAUAUAUUCUGAGAUUGGAGAAAAGCACAACAGAGAAAGGUAGUAACUCUGCACCUGGGUAACACCAUGCGGCACUGCAGAGGGGCAAAUGUAGAUUUGGGAGGGGUCCAAGUCCAAAUCUAGUUUGCAGUGUAAAAAAUAAAGCUGCCCAGCAUGUGCUGGCUACAUGCAAAAAUAGCCAGUAUUUACCCUGCAUGCAAACAUAAUACAUGUAUCUGCUCCCUGUAUUGCAGUGAGUUACUCGUUCUCCAUGCUUACUACCUGGUCAGAUCAGCCCCUCUGCACUAUGUGGAUGAAUUAUGACCCAGUUCUGAAAUCCAUUCUCCAGGUGUUGCAGCUGACCCUGUCCUUCCAACCUCCCCUCCCCCCUUAAUCCUAUUCCAAAUAACCUAGUGUUAUUUGCAAAUGCAAUGGUGUCUGUGGCAACCUCCCUCGCUCCUAUAGCCGGGGGGUCACUGUUCCCCCAUGUGGCUCCAUCAGCAGAGGAGAAGCUGGUUCUCCAGCCGUCUCUUAUACUCCUUGUUUUUAUUCUCAUCCCAUGUGUAGUCCUUCUCUUUUUCCUCAAUUGCUUCCUACUGUUCCACCGUUUGCCAGCACUCCCCCUGCAGAGGAGGCAUAAGCGCAGGGGGCCAGUAAGGGGACGUAAGCACUGUGCUAGGAAUGAUAAAUCUGCUCAUAUCAGGAUAGAGACCAGCUGCCCACGCCCAGAGAAUACAUCCAUGUGCCAUGGCCACUGUGCCAGCAUCAGCCGAGGCUUGGAGGCCACGCAGGCCCUGGGAGAGAGUGCCCAGAUGUAUAGGGAUAGACUCCACUCCAGGGAAUGGGGUCACAAACUGGAUGAGACCCCAGGACACCCGUAUUCACUGCGCACGCCCCAACUACUGGCAGUGCCAUGCUGCUCAUCCAGAUCCUGCGGCUUGUCCCGGGACAGGGAGAUGACAUGGAAUGAGGUGGUAGAUGGCGGAGGAGGAACAAGGUCAUACAGCGAGCAAGAGAUGGCGCACAACGCGGCUCCACCCAACACUCCAGCGGCCGCAACCAUAGCUCCAGGGACAACAACCCCGAAGGUGAAGUUUUGCCGUCAGACCAGUACGCAGAGGAAACCAGUUGGUGGAGCUGUGCCCUUCUCCCCAUUGGGCUCUUUGCUGUUUGACCACGCCAGUAGCAUCCCUCAGCAGAACACAUCCAAUUCCGCCAUCAGCAGCUUCCCUGGUCCAGGACUGGACAGUGACUUUGGAGUCAGUGCAGGUAUCUCUCUGCAUAUCCUAUCCUCGGACAGCGACUCCUGCUCCCAGUCCUGGGUCUCUGGGAUGGAAUGGGAUUACUAUGACCCCUGUUAUAUGAGGAAGAACCGACUCCGCAGGGAGAAUAGGCAGAACCACAAUCUCCCGGUCAUCUGCAGCAGACAGUACUGGGUGUAACUGGAAGUAAUCCAUCCUGAGAACUCUCAUAUAGUCCAUCAACACUCAUCGAUCCGUCCCCCUCCCCUUCACCUGACUUCCCAAACUAUCCUCCCAUUAAUCCACUUACCCAACCAAUGAUCCUCACUUACACUCCAAUACCGUGACCUCACUCACGUGGCCGCCCAUGAACACAUGCACAGAAUCCUGACCCAUGCCCCCAUAUUAUUUUCUCACAUAGUAGCACCGCUCUUUCUUACCUAUGAAUACAUGCACAGUAUCCUGACCCGUGCCCCCAUAUUAUUUUCUCACUUAGUAGCACCGCCCUUUGUUACCUAUGAAUACAUUCACAGAAUCCUGACCCGUGCCCCCAUAUUCUUUUCUCACUUGGUAGCACCGCCCUUUGUUACCUAUGAAUACAUUCACAGAAUCCUGACCCAUGCCCCCAUAUUAUUUUCUCACAUAGUAGCACCGCUCUUUCUUACCUAUGAAUACAUGCACAGAAUCCUGACCCAUGCCCCCAUAUUAUUUUCUCACAUAGUAGCACCGCUCUUUCUUACCUAUGAAUACAUGCACAGUAUCCUGACCCGUGCCCCCAUAUUAUUUUCUCACUUAGUAGCACCGCCCUUUGUUACCUAUGAAUACAUUCACAGAAUCCUGACCCGUGCCCCCAUAUUCUUUUCUCACUUAGUAGCACCGCCCUUUGUGACCUAUGAAUACAUUCACAGAAUCCUGACCCGUGCCCCCAUAUUCUUUUCUCACUUGGUAGCACCGCCCUUUGUUACCUAUGAAUGAAUAUAUGCAAAGAAUACUGACCUGUGCCCCUAUAAUCUAUCCUCCCUCACUUGGGUUACCCCACUCUUAUUGAUUUAGAUGCCCCUUCACGUCCACUCCCAUAUUCUGCCGUCACUCACUAGUGCACCCACUUACCUAUCCUGCGAUUAUGUACACAGGACCCUGGUCAAUGGCCAGUACUUUACCCUCCGUCCAAUGCUUUCCAUCUGUCUUGCCCUUAAAGGUGUACAGGUAAUUCUGACCCCAAACCUUCUACUUAGUUUGCACUCGAUAUCCCCCUCCCCUAUAUACACACAGCGGAUCCCCUAACCUCACCCCUGUAUAUUGCCCUGAGAUGCACUUGUUAGAUCACCCUCACUGUCCCACAUAUAACUGCUGCUCACCCAAUACCAUAGUGCACAGGUACUGAUAUACCCAUUUACCCACUGACGUCCUUCUCCCCCAUUGUAACCCCCCCCCCCCAUUCUGCCGUCAGCUGUACCCUACAGCGCAACCCCACAGCCCAGCCUGCGGCCUCCGUGGUCUUAGGAUGUUAUGUUUUUUAAUACGCGUUUUAUUACAUGUACUAUAUACUGAACAUUUUAUUUUUCGGAUAUUUUUUAUAUUUGAAUAGCGAUGACUUUCUUCCAGCAAUUUAGAGAAUCUGGGGCAUCUAUUACAGAAUUACAGUGUGCGGUAAUAUUGCCUGUACGUACGGCUGUUUGUUCUUUUUAUAUGUUUAUAUAUGUAUGUUUACGUUCCAUUUUACAUGUUGUAUGUAAGCACUCCACACCUGUCAUUAUCCAGCAAAGACUGGGCAGGCUGGAAGUUGUAGUUCCACAACGGCUGGAGCGCUACAUUAUCCCUACCUCGAAAGAGAAAAUGAUCUAUUUAUAUAUUUUUAAUAUGCUGUCCAAGAAUAAAUCUAUUUACCUUUGUAAUUUA